Molecule: messenger RNA, 6940 nt
Organism: Pygocentrus nattereri (red-bellied piranha)
Lineage: Eukaryota; Metazoa; Chordata; Actinopteri; Characiformes; Serrasalmidae
Gene: man2a1
Product: mannosidase, alpha, class 2A, member 1
Exons: 22
Coding region: 356-3820 (1154 amino acids)
Biological process (GO): mannose metabolic process; N-glycan processing; protein deglycosylation
Cellular component (GO): Golgi membrane
Molecular function (GO): carbohydrate binding; alpha-mannosidase activity
Source: RefSeq, a predicted model, not a curated record
GUCGUCACGAUUUGCUGAAUCACACAAACUUCCGCAUCGUUAAAACUUUGGAGACAACGAGACACGGUCAAUGUCCGGCUACCACAACUGUUUGUAGAUAUCUGCUGUAUCUUUUAGGAGUCUAAACAAUUGCUGGAGUUUUAGAGUAGCCUCAGUUAGUAAAAGUAACUUUUCCUCAAGUGUUUAGAACGUUCGUUUUGGGGUAUUUCAUCGCGCAAUGAUUGGAGCCAUUACACAUACCGCAUAUGACAACUGACCAGCCGAACAAGCCGAAAAACUGUGGUUUUCAUUUGAAUGGAGUGGAUUAUUUUGACUCUGAUGCGCAUUUUCCCGCUGCUGUACUGAACCUUGAGAAAUGAAGCUCGGCAGGCAUUUCACAGUUUUUGGCAGUGCCAUUUUCUGUGUGGUGGUAUUCUCAUUGUACCUCAUGUUGGAUCACCUUCAGUUAGACCACAUAAACAACCCAAGUAAUGGAGAGAGAUUUGAGAACGGGCAGUUGGGUAUCCUUCAGGACAAAAUAGAUCACCUCGAAAGAUUGCUUGCAGAGAAUAACAAAAUCAUUGCCAACAUCAGGGAUUCAGUGAUUAACCUGAGACCAUCAGUUAAGGAUGGCAGAGGGUUUCUGGAAGCUGGGAAUGAAAGCCAGGUGUUGGUGGUACCUUCUGCUCCACUGAUUGUGCCCAUUGACUUAGAGGACUGCCAGUUUUCUUCUCAGACCUAUUCUAAGGCUGCAGAUACUGUACAGAUGUUGGAUGUGUAUGAUUUACUCAGCUUUGAUAAUCCUGAUGGUGGCGUAUGGAAGCAAGGGUUUGAUAUCUCAUAUGAGGAGAAUGAAUGGGACGAUGAGCCUUUGCAAGUGAUUGUUGUUCCUCAUUCACAUAACGACCCCGGCUGGCUGAAGACGUUUGAUGACUACUACCGAGACCAGACGCAGCAUAUCCUAAACAACAUGGUGGUGAAGUUACAUGAAGAUAAACGGAGGAAAAUGAUCUGGUCUGAGAUCUCUUACUUUUCCAAAUGGUGGGACAACAUCGACCAUCAGAAGAAGGACGCUGUCAAGAAGCUUAUAGAAAGAGGCCAGCUGGAGAUUGCCACCGGAGGCUGGGUGAUGCCUGAUGAAGCGAACACGCAUUACUUUGCACUGAUAGAUCAGCUACUAGAGGGCCACCAGUGGUUGGAAAGAAAUUUGGGAGUGAAGCCCAGGACUGGCUGGGCUGUGGACCCAUUUGGCCACUCUCCCACUCAGGCCUACCUCCUGAAGCAGGCUGGCCUAUCCAACAUGCUCAUCCAAAGAGUGCACUACUCUGUAAAGAAGCAUUUUGCCAGCCAGAAGACCCUAGAGUUCUUCUGGAGACAGAAUUGGGACCAGCAGUCCAGCACAGACAUCUUGUGCCACAUGAUGCCAUUCUACAGUUAUGAUGUACCCCAUACUUGUGGUCCUGACCCAAAGAUUUGCUGCCAGUUUGACUUUAAGAGGCUGCCAGGGGGACGCAUCAGCUGCCCCUGGAGGGUUCCUCCUCAGGCCAUCACCGAUGAUAAUGUGCAACAGAGGGCUCUCAUGCUGUUGGACCAGUACAGGAAGAAGUCCAAACUCUACAGGACCAAGGUGGUUUUGGUUCCACUGGGUGAUGACUUCCGCUACACAGAGGCUCAGGAAUGGGAUCAGCAGUUCAAUAACUACCAGAAGCUUUUUGACUACAUGAACUCGCAUCCUGAGCUUCAUGUACAGGCCCAGUUUGGUACCAUAUCGGAUUACUUUGAAAUUCUGCGCAAAAAUGUUGGCAUGGACAAGGUUGGCAUGAGUGUGGGACUGUCACCUUUUCCUGUACUAAGUGGUGAUUUCUUCACAUACGCUGACAGAGAUGACCACUACUGGAGCGGUUACUUCACUUCUAGACCAUUUUACAAACAGCUGGACCGCACACUAGAGUCCCACCUCAGGGCAGCUGAGAUUCUUUAUUCUCUAGCCUUUGCUAGUGUUCAAAAGUUUGGAAAGCCUAACAACUACCCUGCAGCAGAGAAUUAUAAGUUGCUAACUGCAGCAAGACGAAAUCUGGGCUUGUUCCAGCACCAUGAUGCAAUUACAGGCACAGGAAAAGACUGGGUUGUAGUGGAUUACGGAACCAGAUUGUUUCAUUCUAUUUUGAAUCUGAAGCGAGUGAUUGUAAGCUCAGCUCACUGGCUGGUGCUUGAUGACAAACAAACAUACACUUAUGACCCUGCAAAUCCACUACUUCAGAUAGAUGAAGUCCAGCCAGCUCAGGAUGCCUUACCACGCAAAACUGUCUUUAAGAUCAGUACAACACAAAGGGCAUUGGUGGUAUAUAACCCCAGUGAGCAGACCAGGACCUCAGUGAUUAGUAUCUAUGUGACAACUCCACAUGUGCAUGUACUUACUGCCCACGGACAGCUGGUCAAUGCACAGAUAAGUGCAGUCUGGGAAGAUGUCAGCCAUGCAUCCACAGAAGCCUUCCAGUUAUCUUUUGUAGCCAGUGUGCCACCGUUGGGCCUGGCUGUGUACCAGCUUUGUAAGGGUGCAGAGCCACAGUCUGAGUUGGCCCACUACAUGUUUCUGAAGGCUGGUGGAGACGUGUCCGUUACUGGGACAGAGCAUUUCAGAGUGUCUGUUCCCCAAGAAGCUGUCCCUGUGUCCAUGGAGAACCCCCACCUCCAGCUGUCCAUCUCUUAUACUACAGGACUAUUAGAGACACUGAAACUAAAGGAAGAUGGGUCAAAGCACUCAAUUAAAGUGGAGUUUUUAUGUUAUGGAACAACCAGCAAAAAGGACAAAAGUGGUGCCUACUUGUUUCUUCCGGAUGGAGAAGCUAUGAAAUGCUCUCCGUCCCAGCCUGCUGUGAUCCGAGUAACAAAAGGGCCUGUGUUCUCUGAGGUCACGACAACUUUUACGCAUGUCACGCACACUCUUCGGCUUUACAACAUCCAUGGAGUGAAUGGACAGGCUGUUGAGAUCAGUAACUCUAUAGACAUAAGAGGGGAGUUCAACCGUGAAAUUGCAAUGAGGAUAACAUCAGAUCUUAACAGCAAGGACCGUUUUUUCACUGACCUCAAUGGUUUCCAGGUGCAGCCCAGAAGAUCCAUGACUAAGCUGCCGCUGCAGGCUAACUUCUACCCCAUGACAAGCAUGGCCUACCUGGAGGACUCUGGCAGAAGACUAACCCUGCUCACAGCACAGUCUUUAGGUGCUACCAGUCUCAGAAGUGGUCAGCUGGAGGUGAUCAUGGACCGACGAUUAAACCAGGAUGACAACCGUGGCCUGGGCCAGGGAGUCUUGGACAACAAGAUCACUGCCAACUCGUUUCGUCUGCUGCUGGAGCUCUUUAACUCUGCCGAAGGGGCCCAGAGAGAAAACACUGCUCCAUUCAGCUACCCAUCUUUAUUGAGCCACAUCUCCUACAUGUACCUCAACCACCCGUUCAUGCCCAUAGUGACCAGUUUGGACUCAACUGUACUGGCCCUGGCCCCUUACAGCCCUCUGAGCUCACCUUUCCCUUGUGACAUCCACCUGGUGAACCUGCGCACCAUACAAUCUCAGAAGGAAGAGGGAGGCCCAUCUGAGCAGGCAGCUUUAAUACUGCACAGAAAAGGCUUUGACUGUAGCAUCUCCACUAAGAACACUGGGCUACUCUGCAGAACAACAGGUGGCAAGAUUCACUUAGAGAAACUCCUGACAGAACUGAAAGUUAUCAGCCUCAUUCCUGUCUCGCUGUCUUUGAUGCACCAAUCCCCAAGAGGACCAGUGGAACAGGAGAUCAACCUUAAACCAAUGGAAAUCUGCACAUAUCGUGUCCACCUGGCAUAAGUCAUGACUAGAAUGAAUUUGUCACUUAGGAUACACUAUAAAAAGUCCCUAGGAAUCUGCUCAGUGUUGUCUAAUGGAGUAUAAUAAACAAAGAUUAGGUUUUAAUUUGGGGAAUUUGAAGAAGCAUUUAAGGCAUGAUUCCAGUUUACCGGAUUCUGCAAGUUUCCAGCAGCAUCUCUCUUUUCUGUUUGAUCUUCAUCCAUGUGAUUAAGUGAUAAUUAUUUAUUUAUUGUUGUUCUGUUGUGGUGGUUUCUGACUGGGACUUUGUGAAAAAGUGCAAUAUUCAUUUUCUAAGGUUUUUUUCCCUACCCACUCAGGUUUUGUCUUCCUUUAAAAUAGCUUACAGUCCCAAGUUGUAAUUAGUUGUUUAUUCAUUAAACAUAGAGUCUCCAAGAGAGGCAGAUGAAUCCAUUAGUCGUGGUUGUAUACUUGGACUGUGGAAAAAAUAUAAAUCUUCAUUUGAAACUGAAAACUACACUGAUCAGAAAAUACAAAGAACUUUUUGUCCUCAAAAACAUUUUGCAAUUUUUGUAGCCCUUAGUACUAAAUGAAAUCUGACAGAGUGAAAUAUAACUGGUAAGAUAAUUCUGUGUUAAUUACAGUUGUUAUGUGGGUGACUACUCAGACACACACACAGACACACAUAUAUACACACACACACGUUUUCUUAGCCACUUCUCCCGCAGGGUCGCGGGGUAUGGGUGACUAGUGGUGUUUUUUAGUAUAAAGUUCUAGUAUAAACACAUGCCACACUCUUACUGAUUAUCCGAAUGGAGAUGCAUACAUGAUAUUGGACAAACUAAUGUUAAAAUUAUAACUGUAAUAAGUAAACAAAUGUGGUGAAGGCUAAAAAGAACAAAAAAUAAGCAACACCCUUCCCUGCCUAGAAAAUUAUGUAUAUUUAUCUCCAUGCACAUUUAACAAGGAUGAAAAAAAGAUUAUAAUAAAAUUUUAUAUAUAUAUAUAAGGUUGCAGAUGUUUUGCUUGUAAAGCCACUGCAAACCUUGUAGACUAAAUGUCAUUAAGCUUGAACUUGCUGUAUAAUCCAGAUCCAGUCACGUGUCUAAAACCUCUUUUAAACCCAUUUGGAAAUAUUCUACAAUAAUAAUUUGUAAUAAUUAUGCUCAUUUGGCAAAAAGAGGCUACAUAAAUUGUUACAUUCAGAGAUGCCAAUAAUUUCAAAAAGCAACUGUUUUUGUGUUUUCUCCAAAAGGCAAAGGGAGACACUGGGUUAACUUAUCUGUAGGGCUCUUUAUUAGUCUCAGUACCAGAUGCCUUGAGUUUUCCAAUGACAUCUGAUGAUAGGAAAUUUUAACUAUGGAAUUUAAUGGAGUGGAGUAUGACUGGGUCCUAUGGCUCACAUCACAUUUAAUCAUGACAUCCUGCCUGUACAGCCUCUCGCAGAGUCACUUUAGGUAAAAGUUGCUCUUAGCUUUACACUUCUUGGCUGUGAAAUGGCUGUUAAAAAGAAUGAAUCUGGAGUUGUCCUUCAAGAAUUAUACCAUGUUCAUUUAGUUUAUUCAUUCAAACCUUUUAGUAAACGACUCAAAUCUAGUUUGAAUUCCAGGCUUUUUCUGUUAUUCACAGCCCAUUGUUCCUGUGAUUUUCCAGAAAAAAAAAAAAAAAACAAUAACAUCCAUUUCAUAGCAGCAGGUAUAUAAAGUCAGGUAAUAUUGUAAUCAGGGUUAGAUAUACAUGUAACAGCAUUACAUAAUCAGGAUACAAAAGAGGUAACUAAUAUGUUAGUUACAGAAAAAAGGGAGUAAUAAGAUUACAUGUACAUUAUAAAAACAGGAUGGUUACUAGCAAAAUUACAUUAUCACAAAACAAGCAUGAUUUUUCAUAUGGCAAAAAUGUUUUUUUUCUUUGUCCUUUGAUUUUUAAAAAAUUUUUCCCCCCCUAACUUUCUCAGGCGAAAAUCACUCAACCUCACUCCACCAAUGUCUGCUGUCCUUGUAGUUGGCAUAGCAACACCCAAGUUAACUGGAUAGUUGGAAACCAGCAAGUAUAACUGAGACAAUGCUUCCUAGCUGGCCUUUGCAGGAAAUUGUAACUACGCCAUUGGCAUAUUCUUGGCAAUUUUAUGUCCCUUAGAAUGAAUAAUUUUGUCUCAUAAACAGUGCAGUUUUCCUGUAGUUUCUUUUAAAGAUGUCUUGUUGAACUUUGUUUGAAAUAAGUACUAACAGGAGUAUUUAAUAUGAGUUUAUAAAGACAAGUAAUCCAAGCGACAUGAAAAGUAAUGUUACUUUAGAUUAAGGUUAGGUUACAUUUUACACUUUGUGACAAUCAGUAAUCUGUUUUUAAAGUAACCCUUGUUGUAACACUGAUGUUUGUUCCCUCUUUACCCCAAAUUUAACCUGAGACAUGUUUAGUGUUUGAAGUUUGCUUUUUCAGAUUUGCACUGGAAUUACAAUGCUAACGCAGUUUGUAUGGUGCUUAUUCAAGCUUUCAUUAGACUACUUGUUAGCUACACACCCAUUAAGAAGCAAACUUUGCACACCAAACAUGUUUAUUCAGAAUGGAGGAGGUGGAUUUUGUUGCUUUGCAGCCUUUUUCUGACUUUGUGUCCCUCACUUAAAACACAAGCUGUGAGUUGAUUUGUGGAUUCUUUGUGCUUCUCCUGGUAUUUACCAUGAAUUGUGCCUUAUUGUUCUAUUUAUAUACACAAUAAAUUGUCUAGAAUGCAACUAGUGUGCAAUACGCUUUUGCUAUAAUAUGCUUUAAUUUAAAUUACAAAUAUUGAAAGAAAAUCUGUGUAUUCUGAAUUCUGUCUUUUAGAGGAGUUGUCCCCCAAAUUUUGUGAUUUGUGCAAAUUAAUGUAGCAAAUACUUGUUAAUCUCAUUUGUAUGGUUUAUAUUUGAUAGCUAAUCAAACCGCUGUCAAAUUUGUGUGAUUUUUUUUUUUUUUGUUAUUGGGAUAUGGUGAAUUGUUGGCUUAGGUCAUGAAAGGGAAGUUGGAGCAGCAAUGGAAUGAAGCAAGUGAUGAAAGGCAAAAUAAGGUUGAGAACUCUGUAUUCAUUUGAAUAAUUUGUUUUCAUAAAACACUGACAGAAGAAUUAUAUGAACAAAACUUCCAAACAGUAACGGUGAGGAAUGGUGUAAUUAAAUGAAAAUGACAGCA